Cariama cristata (Red-legged seriema) is the source of this 912-nucleotide messenger RNA. Its product is annotated as heat shock transcription factor, Y-linked-like. The record is from RefSeq and is a predicted model, not a curated record. Gene Ontology annotation, biological process: regulation of DNA-templated transcription. Bases 1 to 912 code for a protein of 303 amino acids. Gene Ontology annotation, molecular function: sequence-specific DNA binding; DNA-binding transcription factor activity. Lineage: Eukaryota; Metazoa; Chordata; Aves; Cariamiformes; Cariamidae. The transcript is spliced from 2 exons.
AUGAAGGAGGAGCAGGCUGUCCAACCUGGCAGCGACGGACACAAGAUCAAACAAGUCCCUCUGGUUUCCUGUGAGAGCAUGGACAAAGCCAAUGAAUUCACAUUCCUCUGCUUCCCACAGAAGCUUUGGAAAAUGGUGGAAGGCAACCAGUUUCGGUCCAUCUGGUGGAGUGCGGGUGGAAAAUGCGUGGCCAUCUAUGAAGAACUCUUCAAAGAGGAGGUGCUUGGCAGGGAAGGACCUCUGCGGGUUUUUGGCACGCAGAACAUGAAGAGUUUCCUUCGGCAGCUCAAUGCCUACGGCUUCACCAAACUGCCAAAGGAUUUCCAAAGAUCUGCCUCCCUGCCUGAAUUCCUGGCAGAAGAAGCAGCAGCUUCUGCUCACAGCAAGAUACUCUACUACUACAACCCCUACUUCAACAGAGAGCAUCCCGACCUGCUGCAGAGGUGCAGGAGAAGCGUUGGCCUCAAACGAAGAGCCCCAGAUGCCCCAGAGGUGGAUGAAAGGCCCCCCUCCAGAAGACCAGAUGCCCAGUCUGCAGGGGACACGCAGGCAUCUCCACCCACGACGAUCGUGCCCACCAAGCAACAGGCUGAAGCACCUCCCAGCCUUGGCAGCACCCAGCUGUCUCCACCAGCAGCUGCUCCCACCCUUCUGGAGCCUGCCGGAGCAGCAAGCAGCCAGAGCUUCAUCCCUCUGGCCCAAUCCUUUCUAGCACCAGCCAGCGGCCAAACCCCAGAUGACCUCCUGCUUGCUGGUCAAGGUGCUGCACCAUCUGCAAUGGUCAUGCUGGCAGCAGUCUCAGCUCUGCUGGCAGCACCCAGCUGUCUCCACCAGCAGCUGCUCCCACCCUUCUGGAGCCUGCCGGAGCAGCAAGCAGCCAGAGCUUCAUCCCUCUGGCCCAAUCCUUUCUAG